Messenger RNA from Pyricularia grisea, 312 nucleotides. RefSeq lists its product as uncharacterized. NCBI's taxonomy places the organism in Eukaryota, Fungi, Ascomycota, Sordariomycetes, Magnaporthales, Pyriculariaceae. The transcript is spliced from 2 exons. The coding region runs from base 1 to 312 and encodes 103 amino acids. The record is from RefSeq and is a predicted model, not a curated record.
AUGACAGCCAGGAUAUAUUUAUUACACGGAUACGCGAGGGAUCCCGAUUCGGUCGUAUUGGUCGAGCUGGCCGUCUCUACCUGGCUGCAAACAAGUCACCGGAUUGAGCGCAUUAUAAGCUCCCUUGCGCCGGAUGUCGUCGUGAAAUUGCCGGUUUGGCGACCUGGUAAAUUAGGUACCUGGGAAUGGUUCUUUUGGUGGGUACCCAAGGUAAAUGGCAUGGGUAAAGCACUAAGGAAAAGGAACGUUGUCGUGUUUCUGGGGCUGGGUCCCUACUAUUGUACAUUCCGGCGGCCCGGGUUCCAAUUCUAA